Hemibagrus wyckioides is the source of this 4584-nucleotide messenger RNA. RefSeq names its product lipase, hormone-sensitive a (gene lipea). The transcript has 11 exons. Gene Ontology annotation, cellular component: cytosol. Gene Ontology annotation, molecular function: sterol ester esterase activity; triacylglycerol lipase activity. The record is from RefSeq and is a predicted model, not a curated record. Gene Ontology annotation, biological process: cholesterol metabolic process; triglyceride catabolic process. The coding region runs from base 592 to 2628 and encodes 678 amino acids. NCBI's taxonomy places the organism in Eukaryota, Metazoa, Chordata, Actinopteri, Siluriformes, Bagridae.
ACAGUCUUCUCACAUGACUCGAUCUCCCAGGGUGCCGCGCGCUCAACUUCUCCAACACAGCCGGGUUGCUCUCCUCUAAAGAAACUGAAAUGCGUGCAGGUCGCUGGAGGAGAGUCUCGGUAUAUCGCGAUAAUUGAUCGGUUCAUUCCUUCACAGCAGUCAAAGGUCCUUUUCGGUUUUUUAAUGUCAACAGCUUACACGUUUCCGCCGAACUUCUGUGUGUGUGAGACAGCAGGUACGCGAAUGACACUCAAGGUUCAAAUGUCUCCCUGUUGGAAAUGUAGUACACUACCUAGGGCGUGAGCGGUAUUCUUUCCCAGCCGGUGUAACAGAGUUGUGGAGGAAAGCUUUUUGACUUCCUUCCUUCCUUCUGUACAGUUUCUUUUUGUUCUCUUGGACAUUUUUGUGUUUGUAAAGUGGAAGUUUCGCGGAAGCUCUCGAGCGGCAGCACCGGUAGAAGCGGCAGUGGUGGAGGUGGUGGAGGGAGAUGAUGUGAAAUCUACACGUCAGGACUCGGCUUACCCGAGAAGGUCUUCACCUGGUCACUCGAUCACAGUCACCUUCCCCGACUUGAACACUCUUCAUCUAAGCAUGGAUCAUCGGCAUAUAUUCAGCACCCUGGAGACCGUGUGUGAGGAAUCCAUCUCUGCCAUCUCUAUGCAUUCAGGUCUGCUACAGAAUGAUGCCACCAGUCAACUGCUGGAAACAAUGAGACGCAUUCAUGAACACGGGCAAGCUGUCAACGCUCUGGUCAGUGGCUUUGCCGCUGUUUACCACCAUUUCGAUUUUAACACAGAGACCCCUGCAAAUGGCUACCGCACUUUGGUCAAGGUGGUUCUGUCCUGCGUUCUGCACAUCAUCCAGAAAGGCCGCUACAUCACCUCCAGCUGUGGGGGGAUGUUUUUUCGUGCGGAGCACAACGCUGGGGAGAUGAAGGCGUACUGUAUGGCGCUCUGUCAGCUGCGUGCACUGCUUUACCUGGCACAGCGUUUACUCAACAACAACGAACACGGGCAGCUCCACUCGCUGGAAGACGAAGGUCUGAGCAAGAGGUUCAUCAACGAGUACACAUCUAUGCACAAGGCCUGUUUUUACGGCCGAUGCCUCGGCUUUCAGUUCUCUCCUUCUCUCAGGCCUUUCCUACAGACAGUGGUCAUCAGUAUGGUGUCAUUCGGAGAGAACUACAACAAACAGCAGACUAGAUUAGGCAGAGCGGCGCUCUCUUUCAUUACUUCCGGGAAGUACGUGGUGGAUCCCGAGCUGAGGGGGGCGGAGUUCGAACGCAUCACUCAGAACCUGGAUAUGCAUUUCUGGAAAAACUUUUGGAACAUCACUGAGACGGAGCUGAUAUCAAGUUUAGCGAGCAUCAGGGCACACAGUGUGCAGGUGAAUUACACCCUAACGCUUCCAGGUGAGCCGCUGAGUUUACCUUUAGCCGCAGACCCGAGUCUCUCCGUCACCGUGUCGCCUCCUAUUGCCCACUGGGGUCCGGGACCCGUUCACGUACGCCUCAUCUCUCACAUGCUCCGCCAGGGACAGGAUAGUCCUGAGUUGUUGUCGUUCUCUCGGUCUGAGGGAUCUCAGCUUUCACUUCCUGCAAGCUUGAGGCCUCAGAGUGGCCCUCUCUCUCCGUGGCUCCUCAUCCACUUUCAUGGAGGCGGAUUUGUAGCCCAGACUUCUAAAUCCCAUGAAAGUUACCUAAAAAGCUGGUCGAAGGAUCUGAACGUCCCCAUUCUCUCUGUGGAUUACUCACUGGCUCCUGAAGCCCCAUUUCCUCGGGCUCUAGAGGAAUGCUUUUAUGCUUACUGCUGGGCGCUGAAGAACUGUCAAUUACUGGGCUCGACCGCAGAGUGUGUGUGUCUAGCAGGAGACAGUGCUGGUGGGAAUCUGUGCAUCACUGUCUCAAUGAAGGCCAUGUCUCACGGAGUACGAAUCCCUGAUGGCAUCAUGGCUGCCUACCCUGCGACACUCCUGACGACUGACGCCUCUCCGUCACGGUUUCUCACGCUCAUCGACCCUGUGCUACCUCUCAGUGUGCUUUAUAAGUGUGUCAAUGCAUACACUGGUGUGGACGGUGUGGCGGUGCAGCCCAGACAGCAGCUGGACAGUCUGAGCGCUCUGGGAAGGGACACUGCGCUUCUUCUUGAGAACAUCACACAAGGAGCUUCAAGCUGGCUGCAGUCGCUGCUUGACCGCACGCCUUCGUCUCCCACUAGAUCGUCCGGUGGUCAUCAGAAUGUGUCUCGGUCUGUGGACGUUCUGCAAGGCUCCAGGGAAUUCCCAGAAGGCUUUGAACCACUGCGCUCUGGGUGUCUGGCAGAGAUUCAUACUCCCUGCACUCCUAUUAUGAAGAACCCAUUUGUAUCUCCUCUACUUGCACCUGACAGCCUUCUCAGAGGACUGCCUCCAGUACAUCUAGUGGCUUCAGAGUUGGAUGCUCUGCUGGACGAUUCUGUGAUGUUUGCCAAAAAGCUGAAGCGCAUCGACCAACCGGUGACCUUAACCGUAGUGGAGGACAUCCCACAUGGCUUCCUCAGCCUAUCACAACUCUGCAAAGAGACUAAGGAUGCAUCGGACAUUUGCGUAGCACGAAUCAGGGAGGUCUUCGAGCAAAACACACCACAAUAAAUCUCUCAUUCUCACACGUCAUAUAGUCCUAUUAGAAGGUUGAUGAGGAAAAAAACGUAAGUAAUUGAGGGGGUAAACGGAAACGUACCUCAGAGCGGCACAAUUUAAUGUUGUAACUUGAAGUACCGAGGUUUGGAACCUCAGCACUGUGAAAGUACUUCAGUAGAGAGACUGUGUUUACUGUGCGGACGUCAGAACAUAUGUUCUAUGGCUAUUUAUUACUAAGUGUUCUACAAAUUCACGACACGUGCCUUCGGUCAUUUCAAGCAUUUCACAGACACUUUACUGGACACUCUUCUGCUGCACCAGUGUAGUGUAUAUAAUUAGCUUAUUUUCAAGCUUGAAAUGUCAUUAACAACAGCAUGCAUUUAAACCGAUCCUGAUGAUUUAUAAUGAGCGAGAAUUUUCUGCCAUUGGCGGUCAUUCACAUCCUGAAAAAAUAAUAGUAAGAGGUCACGUCUCUCCUGUGGCCGUGUGAGCUGCAGUAUUCACACACGGUUUGGAACUGUAAAAAAUUUUACUUGGGUUCUCAAGUAUCAGAUGAAUAUGAUCGAUAUGAACAGAUUGAUUCGUAAAUCUUACAUGCGAACGUUUACACAAGAAAUGUGGUCUUUAUAAAAAGCCCUUUAAUCCGGAAAAACCUUCAUAGCUUACUUGUGCUCCUAAGGGUGGGUAAACUAAUACAUGUAACUAAUCUGACUUCGUAUUUAUCGAAUUCAGAUCAGAUCACUUGCUUGGAUUAUUGCACUUUUUUACAGCUUUUAGCUCACGCUCUCAUCCAGAGUGACUUGCUUUGGCGUCUCGAUCAAAAACACAUCCCUUUAUGCUAGUACACUAGGGUCAAGGUUUAUUGUCAUAUUGUACUACAUACAUUGUGUGGCUAUAUAUGGUCCAGUCCUCCCAGCAGCUUAUGACACAUGUUUCAGGACAAUUACUAUUACUACUACUAAUUACUAUUACUACUAAUUGAUAUUAGUGCAAAUACAAGAAAUAAAAUGAUGUGUGUGUAUAUAAACUAUACAGUAAACAUGCAAGUCCUGCAGAGGACUGGCUCAGUGUUGUAAGAGAUAUGAAAAUUUAAAGAAAGCGAGACAACACACCCAUAAAUGAAGUCAAAUUAAACUAGUAAUUAAAUUAGGAGUAAAGAAACGGUGCCGCAUAAACGGAGGGCGUGAACAGACACUUCAGCUUAGUGCUUCUUUGUGAUUAUUCACCUUGAUUUCUUGCUCCAAGUUUUGUGGGCGUGGCAAAUGCAAAUGAGCGGUGUCAAACACGCACAAGAAAGAAGAAAUCAGGUAUUCUUAACCUUUAGUUUGGUUUAUGCAAAUAUUUACGCACAAAUUUACUAAAAGAUAAAUUAUAACUGAGGUCCAGUUUUUGUUAAAUAGCAUUUUGCUAAUGUUUCCUGUUCAGAGGUUAAUGUAACCUGUGUGAUGAUAUCUGAACCCGGUGUCCUGAUUUUAACGACACUGAUGAAUAAUUGCAGUGUGUAAAUCUGAUAUUAACAUUUUUUCCUGAUAAAUAAUCUCUCUGUGGAUUUUUCUUUUUACUUUUCUGCAUUCUAAAUGUAUUGAAAGCAAACUCAGAAGGUGCUUUUGCUUGAUGGUUUGUUCCACAUACAUUUUCACAAAUGUUUAUAUAUCUGACAUUAUUAAAAAGCUUCCAUUUAAUUGUUUUACAUUUGCAAUAAACUCCGCAAUAACUGACGAGGUUAGGGCACAGCCGCUUUGGUAUGGCCUUCAUAACGAAUGCAGUGUAUUUUAAUUCCACUUUAUAGAAUCAGAACAGUCAAUUCUUUCUAACCAGCUGUCAGUAAUAAACUUCUUCUUCUUUGUAUUUAUUUAUAUUUCAUCGGAUUUUUAAGAAUUAAUGACAACUUUACUUUUUUAAGUGUUUUCAGAAAAUGUUCCUCACAACUUCUGUGAUGUCUUGCGUCUAAUAAAUAGUUUUUUUGGA